Messenger RNA from Blastomyces dermatitidis ER-3, 2506 nucleotides. RefSeq names its product glutamyl-tRNA (Gln) amidotransferase. The transcript has 7 exons. The coding region runs from base 413 to 2017 and encodes 534 amino acids. Lineage: Eukaryota; Fungi; Ascomycota; Eurotiomycetes; Onygenales; Ajellomycetaceae. The record is from RefSeq and is a predicted model, not a curated record.
GCAAUACUCAUUUUAUGGGGAAUUCACAGCAAAUGCAUGGCGGAUAUAGGAUAAAUAUUUGUGUUCAUGAGUUUUUAGAAGCUAUUUGUAGUUGAUUGGCUUCAUCAGCGUUUUUGACUUUCAAGCGGAAACAUAUAGAGCAAUCUAACCUGUUCCGCAGCAAGGUUUAUUUAUUGUACACAUCUCAUGCGCUAAAAGUGUCCGGGUAUUUAUAGUUCUACUUCUUCCCCAAUGUCCAUCUGUCUGCUUUCGUUAUUGGCUUUUACCUCUUAUCUUUGGCGACUUCAGCAGGUUUAUACAUAUUUUUUUCCAUUUUAAUUUUAUCGUGUACGGUGUUGUAGUAUGAAAGCAUAACCCCUAGAUAUAUAUACGUCAAUUCUUCCCCAAGAUAAAAACCUGCAAGUUAGUCAACAUGGUGCAUUGGAAAGAAAUCGUUCGGGAGAAGCGCCGUAGCCAAGCAGAAUCCAUCCCUCCCGCGUGGCGAUUACAGUCUAUUGCCGAGGAUUUCGUCAAUUCCAUAGACGUGAUCGAAUCGUGUGGCAUCCUCUCGAGCGAGGAGCUGCAAAUCACGAAGAUCACCGAUGCAGUCUCACUGUUGCACCAGAUAGCAACUGGAUCGCUGUCUAGCUUCGAGGUGACGACAGCUUUCUGUAAACGGGCUGCCAUUGCGCAUCAGUUGAUCAACUGCUGUACAGAGAUGUUUUUCGAACGUGCUUUGGAGCGAGCGAGGGAACUUGAUGGGUAUUUGGCGAGGACGGGGAAUGUCGUUGGGCCGUUGCAUGGAUUGCCGAUCUCGAUCAAGGAUGGCUUUGAUAUUGAGGGGAUAGAUACCACGGUUGGGUGGGCUGGGUUGAUCGGAAAACCGGCAAAGAAAUCCGGGAGCGUUGUUAGACUACUGCUUUCUUUGGGAGCAGUGCUCUAUGUUAAAACGAAUAUACCACAGUCACUUAUGAUGUCGGAUUCGUAUAACCAUGUAUUCGGUCAAUCCGUCAACGCCUUCAAUAAACACCUCAUCUCAGGGGGCAGCUCGGGGGGUGAGGGUGCUUUGGUUGGGGCUCAGGGCAGUAUCCUUGGUGUCGGGACCGAUAUAGGGGGUUCAAUUCGAAUUCCCGCUGCGUUACAAGGGCUGUACGGGUUGCUCCCGUGCGUCGGACGCAUUCCAUGGGAAAAAUCAUCGAUGACGCAAAUUUAUAUCGUACCGCCAGUAGCUGGCCCUAUCAGCUAUACCCUGGAAAACGUCGAAAUGUUCAUGAAAGCUGUAGUGUCUUCUCGCCCGUGGGAAACCGACCCAAGAGCAUUACCCAUCCCAUGGCGAGAGGAACUCACCAAGCCGCCCGCCAGACCGUUAAGGAUAGCCUUCAUUUUCGACGAUGGGUUUGUGAAACCACAGCCUCCGAUAACCCGAGCGCUGCGUGAAACCGCGGCUAAAUUCAAAGCAGCAGGCCAUGAAGUAAUCGAGUGGGACGCUUCUUCGCACGAUGAGGGUAUCAAUAUAUGGCUGAAAGCCGUAAUGGCCGAUGGUGGAGAAGAAUGCCGAAACAUGUGUACGUUGGCUAACGAGCCCCUAAUCCAGGGUAUGCUUGUUGGCGAAGAGCGGGAUAAGCUAAACAUCUGGCAACGGCAGCAACUCGAUGUGCAGAAAAUCGCCUAUAGGGAAGCGUACCUUGCCCACUGGAACAGAACUGGUAUCGACGCACUGAUAAUGCCAGUUAUGGCCUGGGUCAAUUUUAAACCGCGCACUUGGGUUGAAAGUAAGCAGUUGCUCGGCUACAGCGCCCUUUGGAACUUGCUCGAUUACGCAGCCCUGACGGUUCCCAUUACCAAGGUUGAUCCUGUCAUCGACGCACCGGAUAGUGAGUGGAUUGGGUACAAGGCUCGGAAUGAAUCGGAUGCUUUUAAUCAUAAGCAAUACAACGUAAAUUUGGUUAAAGGAAUGCCAGUUUCGCUGCAGGUCGUGACGGGGAGACACGGAGAAGAGAAAGCGAUUUCGAUUGCCAAAGUUAUGGAGAACUUGUGAAAUAGAAAGUGUUAGACGUUGUGGAUUUAUGUCAGAAGGAUGCCCUCGAAGUGUAGAUUUUGUGACCAUUUCAUUCACGCAUGGGGAGUGGUUCCAGAAGUGUCAAUUACUGCAAGACGUCAAGUGGGUUCAUAGAACUUUAGAGUCGAUAUGGUUUUCUAGCUUGGAUAGUUGGUAGUGAACACAUGUAUAAUUCAAUGGAAUCAACAUACAAAAGGAUGAGGAAGUCAUUCACGGGGGAAGGAAGGGCGAAGGAAUGAGAGUGAGCAUGGUAACGAUAUCCGAUAGAGGCAUCGUGGAGAGUAAUAGGGAAUAGAAAUGAAAUGAGAACUCUAUAGAUAUGGGUAAAAGGGAAUCAGUUCUUCUCCGCACUGCCGGCGCACUUCCGAUGAAUCAAUAUGCUAUGCCGUACAAGAAGUUCCGCCGAUGCCGCGAACCGGCGGCAAGAUUCACAGUAGAAACGGAUUUUUUCGAUAUGCUCUUCGAAAC